Molecule: messenger RNA, 1548 nt
Organism: Condylostylus longicornis
Lineage: Eukaryota; Metazoa; Arthropoda; Insecta; Diptera; Dolichopodidae
Product: N-acetyl-D-glucosamine kinase
Exons: 5
Coding region: 260-1288 (342 amino acids)
Molecular function (GO): N-acetylglucosamine kinase activity
Source: RefSeq, a predicted model, not a curated record
UGUAUAAUAUUUAUAUUUUUAGAAAUCAAAAGAAAAUGUUGUUUUUUUACGUGUGAAAUAAAUAAAAAAAAUACAUAAAUUAAUAAAAAUCAAAAAGGCAUAAAAGACAAUUAAUUUUUCUUGAAUUGAAUAAAGUAUAUUUGCUUUUUGAACUUCAAUACGAAUGAUGCACUUUGGACUGCUAUUUAAAGCAGAAAUUUUCAGAAAAAUUAUUAAGAAAAAUAUUUAUUAAUAAAGAAUAGAAAAUUUUAUUUAAAACAUGAAAUAUUAUGGAGGAAUUGAGGGUGGCGCAACCCAUUCAAAACUUAUAAUUUGUAAUGAAGAAGGUGAAAUACUUAGUACAGUAACGGGUCUUGGAACAAAUCACUGGAUUUCUGGAAUUCCAGAAGUAGCCAAACGUAUUGCCGACAUGAUUGAAAAAGGAAAAAAGGAAGCAAAAAUCAAUCAAACAACAAAAUUAAUAAGCUUAGGUUUAAGUUUAAGCGGAUGUGAACAGGAGGCAACAAAUAGCCAAUUGCGUAAUGCAUUACGAUCAAAAUAUCCAGAUAUUGCUGAACAUUAUGUAGUUUGUAGUGAUACUGUUGGUAGCAUUGCUGCGGUUUCUGCAAAAGGAGGUCUGGUUCUUAUUUCAGGAACCGGUUCAAAUGCUUUACUUAGAAAUCCUGAUGGAUCUGUGCAUGGGUGCGGGGGAUGGGGCAAUUUUCUUGGUGAUGAAGGCAGCGCAUGGUGGGUGUCACAUCGUGCAAUAAAAAUAAUUUUUGAUGAUAUGGACAAUUUCGAAAAAUCACCAUAUCCUAUUGAUAAAGCUUGGGAAUUAACCAAAGAGCACUUUUCAUUACAAAACAGAAGAGAUAUAUUAGAUCAUUGUUAUGCAAAAUUUGAUAAACCAUUUUUUGCUAGUUUAUGCAAAAAACUAGCAUUAGCUGCUGAAAACGAUGAUAAACUUUGUCGGUAUUUAUUUAAUGAGGCUGGACGACUAUUGGCAAGAUUUGUUAUAGCUUUACUUCCAAAAGUACAGAAAUCUCUGGUAGAUAGUGGGGACUUAAGAGUUCUUUGUGUUGGUUCAGUAUGGUUAAGUUGGAAACUUAUGCGAGAAGGUUUUAUAAAUGAGCUAAAUAAUGUAUCUAUAGAUUUCGGAUUACAAAUGGUUACUCCUACAAAUUCAAUUGCAAUGGGCCCAGUUUAUUUAGGAGUAGAUGGUGUAAAUCAUGAUUUUCCAAGGAAUUAUGAAGCUAACUAUAAACUUUUUUAUACAUAUAAGCAGCAUAAACAAAAUGGUUGUAUAUAAUAGUAUUUCUAUUAAUGGAUAUAAUUAAAUUGAUAUUACUUUAUUAUUAAAAAUAAAUUAGAUGUACAUACAAGUAAAUUAAAAUAUAUAAAGCUGUUAUAGACUUGAGAUUGGAAAUUGUUUAUCGUAAAUGAUAGGAGAUUGAUUACUAAAACAAAAUGUUGUUAGAAUGAAUUUAAAAAUGAAUGUCUUAAAUCAUACGUAAUCUUUAUUUAAAAUUUAGGAUAGUGUGAAUUACGAAUAUUUGCAAUUUUUUUUUA